Hyaloperonospora brassicae is the source of this 1044-nucleotide messenger RNA. NCBI's taxonomy places the organism in Eukaryota, Oomycota, Peronosporomycetes, Peronosporales, Peronosporaceae. The record is from the annotation of a GenBank genome assembly.
AUGGAGGUCCACCACGUCCCGGUGAUCGACGUCGGGCCGCUCCUGGCGCUCGCAACGGACGCCGACGUGGACAGAGCGCUUGGCGAUACGACCGACGCAUCUGUCCGUCGUAUGGUCGACAGCGUGCGCGCGGCUUCUCGCGGCUGGGGGUUCUUCUACAUUGCUCACCACAGCGUCUCGACCGACGAGAUGGACGCGUUCCGACGCGCGAUGCGGUCGUUCUUUGCGCUGCCGGCCGCGAUCAAAGCGAGCGUUGCGAGCUCUGUGGCCAAUCCCCGGGGCUACGUCAAGGGGGAGCUCACGAAGAACAAGGUGGACUGGAAAGAGUGCUUUGACUUUACUGACGCUCAGGAAGACGAGCCCCCAGGGGAUUGCCGCGACCGCGUUGGCCGUGAACAGAACCAGUGGGUCGACGAGAGUCUACUGCCGGGAUUCCGUGCCGAGAUGCAAGCGUACUAUGACAAGAUGGGCUUUCUAUCGCGCCGUCUCAUGAAGCUCUUUGCUGUGGCGCUGGACAAGGAGCCGACGUUUUUUGACGGGUUUUUUGCCAACACGCACCCCAGUGCCAUGCGACUGAACCAUUACCCGAUCGCUCCAGAACCUGACACGACCAUGGGCGUCCACCACCACACGGACCCCGUUGCGCUGACGAUUUUGCUGCAGGAUGACGACGUGGCGUCGCUGCAAGUGCUGCAUCGAGAGUCGGGGACGUGGGUCGAUGUGCCACCACGUCGCGGCACGUUCACGAUCAACACUGGCGACUUGUUGCAAGUGUGGUCGAACGAUCAGUUCAUGGCGCCGCUGCACCGCGUGCUCGCGAGUGGGAAAGCGGACCGGUUCUCGGCUCCGUUCUUUUACCUGCCGGCAUACACUGUGCAGGUGGAACCCAUUGUGAUGAAUGACGGCGAUGUGCCAAACUACCGCCCGUUCCGGUUUCUCGAGUACAUUGUGGCGCGCGCAAGUGGCAAUUACGCUGAUCUGGGCAAGGAGAACCAGGUUGAUGAUUUCAGGAUCCACGGUGCUAUGGAUGUCGCAAACGCAUAG